Messenger RNA from Paramuricea clavata, 4123 nucleotides. The record is from the annotation of a GenBank genome assembly. Lineage: Eukaryota; Metazoa; Cnidaria; Anthozoa; Malacalcyonacea; Plexauridae.
AUGAUUUUGACCCCAAGAGGUUCACCAAAAAGUGUUGGAAAAAAAGGUAUGAGGAAUGCUUGUCCUGUUUUCAAGCUGGUGCCGGAGGGCCAUAGUUUAAUUCAAGCAUGACAUCAUGCUUGUUCAUACAGGGGUCGAAAUUCCCGCUAUUCUGAAUAUAGUAAAAUGCCUGACGGAAUAGUAAACUUUAUGAUCACAGUAUUCCGUUUGUAUAGUAGAAAAAAUUGUGGUACCAAAUAUCGACAAGCAAGGGUUUUCCUCCUGUAUAAAAAUCCCUUUAUACCGGACUUUGAGCCACUGUUUCACUUCAUAGCUAAGUUCUUGUUUGCUUGCAGUACUUGCAUAUUCUAAUUUCUUUGCAGCAAUAUUAACUUAAUUAACUUUCCUACAAUAACAUGACAGUCAGACAGACUGCCACCGGCCUGCCCUGUCGUCAAAAACAACUUUAGCGUUUAGUUUUUAGGACUCAAACAUUAUACAAAAUGUGGCGGUAUGUAUCGGGCGUAGAAGAUGUAUAUUAAUGUACAUGAAUAGAUGAUUCAGAUUAAUAGUUAAUUACUGAAUGAUUCAUUGAAUGUGAGAUGUUUUGUUUUUUAUUAAUAAUUUGUUCAUCACUGUACAGAGCAAUGCACUGUACAUGUUUAUUUUUUGUUAUUCAAUUAUUCAGUUCACUAGUUUAGGAGUCUCAAGGAUGAUUUCACGAAAAUCAGAACAUUAGCGCGGACCCUGCAUGAACAGGCUCUCAGAAACAGUAAAUUAAAGAAUAGUGGAUCUUCAGACGGAAUAGUAAAUUUCAAAAUCUACUAUUCCGGCUGUAUAGUACAAAAAAAUUUAAAUUUCGACCCCUAUCAUACCAUUUUCUAUUAUUUUAUAGCUUCAUUUACACACCCAAAUAGUUGUAAGACACGAUUGUCUUUUGAAGGUAUUGUAAAAGAAACUAUUAUGUAAAGCAAGAGAUAUAUUUUCUAUUUUGAAACCUAAUUAGUUACAUUGUACAUGUCAAUUGUGUUACAAUACAUCUCCUGGAUUGCAUUAGACAUCCCAAAAACAAAAACAAACCAUUGCAAAACAAUGCAAAUUGCAUUUGAAACAAUACCUGUUAUUAAUAAUAUUUUAAAAUCUAUAGUGCUGUAAAAAAUAAAUAUAAUGGCGACAUAUAUAAACAUGCAAUGUAUUGUCAUAUCAUCACGUAUAACUAUACAUUUAUUAAUUUAGGAGUUAAAACAGGUAGUAGCAGUGUUUCUACUUCAAAUAUAGACAGUAUUAUGGAUGAAUUUGGAGCAAUGGAAAUUGUAGGUGUGUAUGAUAUUAUAGCAAAUGUUUGUCACUUCAAAAAAUCCAUAGUGUAUCUAAGUAUUUAAUUUGUUUGUUUAAGGGUUUACACAUUAAGUAGCCUUUCUCACGCUGCCAUUUUUGUGGUACUACCUUUUCCAGAUCUAAGAUUGUAAUCAAUGAAUAUGGGAUUUGUAUAACUAUUGUUGCGAGUAUAGUCAUUAUAAGUUAAUUUACAGUUAAACAUUUGAAAAAUUGCUUUCACAUCGCUUAGAUUUUUCACCAAUCAUUUACAAAAAAGUACCCCAAAAAUGGCAAAUUUGGCCUUCAUGAGAAAGGCUAAUUAACAUUUGUUGGGCUGAUUUCAGGUUUUGCUGACUAUUAAUGAUAGUUUACAUACAUGUCAGUUGUUGAUCAAUUCAGAUGAUGUAACCGCAUACAUUUCAAAUAUCAUUGAUUUAAUUAGAACCAAAAUUGUCCGACAAAUGGCUACACUGCAGUACUAUAAAAGUUGUUGUUGUUCUUGAUGUUGUUGUCAUUUGUGGUUGUCGUCAUCAUUCAGGGCCGUUGCGAAGGGAUAUGGAUUGGGGGGGUGUCGAAGGUCAAAUUGCCAAGUGACGCUAGUUGAAUUUGCCGAGUUUUUCAAAAGUUUGUAAAGGUUAGAUAUAGGUAAUGAGAAUCAUAUUGGUGUGCUGGUAACUGAGGGACACCAAUAUGGCUCUUGUUUUGAAAUGGAUGCCUGUCCGUGGGUUGUUGCUUUAUAUUAAACAUAUAAAGCUGAAAAAUAUUUAAAUUUAACAUAAUUUCACAAGUCCUAAAUCCAGACUGAAACUAUGUGCACACGAGUCACGUUUUUGAGCGUUUUUGCAGUGCCGUUUUCAAAUUAGCGUUUAGGCGCCUUGUUCACAUUGAUCGUUUUUCUCGCAACAUUUUCUGAGAAAGCACUAGUUUUUUAUAGUCUUCGUUUCCAAAUUCAAACACGGAAUUUCAUUUUCGCCUUCUACUUUUCUGUUUACACAAUAACAAAGUGCCAAAACGACGAAACGUUUCAGACAUAGAGAACGAAUGUUUGGCAUCGUUUUCACUAUUCGAAACGUUUUUGCUUCCUGACGUCGUUUUCAUACGUUUUCGUGUGAACAGAACGUACAUGAAAAUGGCACUUUCAGUUUGAGAAAUUAACGCAUUAAUUACAACCAAAAACCGAAAAACGCUCGGAAACGGUAUGGUGUGCAUAUAGUCUGAGUAACGAGUGUCUUAGACUGUGGUGCAGACGCGCAUCUCCGCAAAGUCAGAAAAGUUAUCCAAGUAUUACCCUGGUUCCAGAGGUUUAUUUUUAUUAUUUUCAUUGCAAAGGGGAGAGGAAAAAUAAACCUCUGGUUGAAAGCGGCAAUUAAUUCAUUGAGCCGCGCCAAUCAGUUUGAAUUAGGGUCAGAUCCUGACUCUGUCUCCUGAUUGGAUGAUCGUAUUAAAGCUCUCUGAUUGGUUAUAGAUGUUCUAUUUGAACCAAUCAGAGGACUUUAAGUCUUUAAUACAAUCAUCCAAUCAGGAGACAGAGUCAGGAUCUGAACCUAAUUCAAACUAUCGAUCAAUUGGCGCGGCUCAUUGAAUCAAUUGCCGCUUUCAACCAGAGGUUUAUUUUUCCUCUCCUCUUCGCAAUGAAAAUAAUAAGAAUAAACCUCUGGAACCAGGGUAUCCAAGUAUCUGCAUGUGAUUGCAUUGAUAUUUUGUUUCAAUAUUUUCAUGGCAAUUUGAUGAAUUUGACCUUUUUUAUCCCCAGGCGUCGAAUAGACAAUUUAUAAUAUUUUUUGUAUUUUGAGCAGUCUUUAAAACUCUUAGUGCCGGAUAGUGUUAACUGGGCUUUUGUGCCUCUUACGGUAAUCGUUGGGCCGUAUGGUAGAUAACUUUUAUGGUUAAUACGUUUUCCCUCGUAAAAUAAAUAAUAAAGUUUCUAUAGUCGUCAAAAAUCGAAUUACAUUCAAGACACUAAAGUUUUAUUCUUUUUCUUUUGGGUUUUGAACCGCGCAUAAUUGAUAAAGAGCCUUCGCUAUAAGAGCAGUUGAGCGAAGAACAUGCCCGGAAACGUGGGUUUCACAUUUCAGCCUCCCGUCGAUUUUCGACAAAUAAAAGACUAAUAGUAUUACUAGAAAAUAGAAAUACAUUUAAAUGGUAUAAGGCCACACAAACCAUUAUUUUAAAUCCAAAAUUUAUUGCUUUAUUUAUCGCCUUCGUUCUUAACUUUUACAAUUUACUGAAUGCCGAAUUCGCAAUCUGCCGAACAGUAACGAAGCAAUUUGCCGACUGGGGCCGACUUGCGAAAAUUAUUGGGGGGUGAAGCACCCCCCCGCUCGCGACGGCCCUGUCAUCAUUGUUGUUGUUAGAAAUUAUUUUCAAAAAUGUCUGUUAAUGAAAUUUUGACAAAUGUGUAGUGCGUAUAUAUUUUGUAGAUGAAUCACACUCAACAGUUGAAUCAACAAGUGACACUCAACUUGCACUUCAGGCCGAAGUGCCAUGUUUCCAAGAUAAACCCCAAAAUGCUGAAGAGGCAACAUGUUUGGAUGAGUUUUCUAGUCAAAACAAGGAACUUAAGAAGCACAUUAAAACUGUUACGGAUCAGUUUUCAGAAUAUGUGGCAUUGUCUGAGAAAAUCAUUGGCAAACAAAGCUAUAUCAUAGAACUUUACCAUCACAUUGUCACCAAUGGUGGAACACUUGGGGGGCUGCUGUCAUUGUCAGAAAGAUGUGAAAUAACAAAUGAGAUCAAGAAAGUUAGAGGCAUAUUUAAUCUGGGAAUUAGAAUAAGGAAGUUAAAGAUCUUGUGCCAAUUUUUAAACCAACACUUUUUAAUACCUUGA